This is a messenger RNA of Exophiala bonariae, 1539 nucleotides long. RefSeq lists its product as uncharacterized. NCBI's taxonomy places the organism in Eukaryota, Fungi, Ascomycota, Eurotiomycetes, Chaetothyriales, Herpotrichiellaceae. The transcript is spliced from 2 exons. Gene Ontology annotation, molecular function: mRNA binding. Bases 1 to 1539 code for a protein of 512 amino acids. The record is from RefSeq and is a predicted model, not a curated record.
AUGGCUCCCCUCAGUAAGAGCCGUUUAGUCCGUGUUGUGUUCGUCAUGUCCAAGACAAAGUCCAAGUCUGCCCCCAAGCAGGCUACAUCUGCAAAGGCCGAUGUCCUAAACAAGGUCAAGGGUGCUUCCAUCACCAAACCUGCUCAAACUGACAAGUCCAAGAGUAAGGAGAUCGCCAAGAAGGUUGCUGCCAAAGAGACCACAAAAGAUAAAAAGAACAAGAAGGUCCCUGUCAAGGAGCCCACACCCGAGUCAAGUUCUGAGGAGGAGGAAGAUUCCGACUCAUCCGACUCUGAAGAAUCUGACAGUGAGGAGGAAACUGCCGCCACCAAUGGCAAGGCCGUGACGGUCAAGGUUGCCAAAGCAGCCGACUCAGAAUCAGAGUCGAGUGACGAAUCUGCCUCAGAUUCCGAUUCUGAGGAAGAAGUUGCUGCGAAGCCCACCAAGACCUCCAAAGUCGCUCCCGCUCCCGCUGCCGACUCUGACGCCGACUCUGAUUCUGAUUCUGCUUCUGAUGCCGAGAGCUCCGACGACUCCGAGAGCGAUUCGGAGAAAGAAACCGCUGCUCCCAAGGCCAACGGCGCCAAAGCUGCCACUUCCGAUGACGCGAGUGACGAGAGUGACGACAGUGCUAGCAGCGAUGACUCGUCAGACAGUGACGAGGAAGAAGAUGAAGAGGUCGAGACCAAGGUCAAGUCCACCAAGCGCAAGGCUGAAGAAGAGGAGGUGCCUGCUGCGAAGAAAAGCAAGGUUGACGACUCGGCCGCAGGUGGUGUCCCCAACCUCUUUGUUGGCAACCUAUCAUGGAAUGUGGAUGAGGACUGGCUUCGUCAGGAAUUCGAGGAAUUUGGUGAACUCAGUGGAGUUCGACUGAUGACUGAUCGUGACUCGGGUCGUUCCAAGGGUUUUGGAUAUGUCGAAUUCGUCAACCCUGCUGAUGCCGCCAAGGCACAUGCUGCUAAGCAAGGAGCCGAACUCGAUGGCCGCGCCAUGAAUGUUGACUUCGCGAACCCCAAGCAAAGCAAUGGAGAAAGACAAGACAAUCGCCGCAAGAGUUAUGGUGACCAACUCGGCGAGCCAACCGACACUUUAUUCCUCGGCAACCUCUCGUUCGAGUGCACCAGCGAUGAUGUCACCAAUGCCUUCAGUCCUCAUGGUACCAUCAUGAGCGUUCGCCUACCCACCGACCGUGACACCGGAGCACCCAAGGGCUUUGGCUACGUGACCUUUUCUUCCGUUGAAGAAGCCAGUGCCGCAUUGGAAUCGAUGCAGGGAGGUUACAUCGCACGCCGAGCUGUUCGUCUUGAUUAUAGCCAACCUCGUCAAAACAACGGCGACUCCCCAGCUCGUGGAGGCUUCGGUGGACGAGGUGGUGGUGGCCGUGGCUUCGGCGGUGGUCGAGGCCGUGGAGGUGGCCGUGGAGGCUUUGGAGAUCGUGGCGGCCGUGGUGGCGGUCGUGGUGGUGGCAGAGGCGGCCGUGGCGGCAGCACCAACCGUGGUGGCUUUGGUGACUUCUCUGGCCGAAAGACGACCUUUUAA